Molecule: messenger RNA, 450 nt
Organism: Suillus subaureus
Lineage: Eukaryota; Fungi; Basidiomycota; Agaricomycetes; Boletales; Suillaceae
Exons: 1
Source: RefSeq, a predicted model, not a curated record
UAAGAGCGACAGGCACCAAGUCUUUCUCGAAAUCAACACUGCAGAAGUCGCAUAGUGCAAUCGGCCAAUCUACAGCUGCAUGCGAUAUAGGACGCCAGAGGUUUACGAUUUGGAAGCAUCUGCGAAGGAGGGAAGGAGCUUCUGUUGACCCAAGGAAAGUCAAGGAUAUCGGUCUAAAGCACGAUGCAAGCUGGAUUAUCCAGACUGUUGUGAAAUAUAGUGGGCAAAAGGGACUAGGUCGCGAAGGGGCUCAAAGCAAGUACUCGAAAGUUUGUUCGGUCUAUCUUCGCUCCUAGACCUUCUGUUGAUGACAGUAGUAGUUCUUAGUGACCAAGUUAAUCGGACUCUGUCCACCACAUCGAGCAUCUAUUUUGCUCGAAUUCCAGUCCAACGUACUCCGUCCACUGUCGCACCGGGAAACAUCUGCAGUUUCUGCUAAUUCCUUCGAGC